Molecule: messenger RNA, 2127 nt
Organism: Zonotrichia albicollis (white-throated sparrow)
Lineage: Eukaryota; Metazoa; Chordata; Aves; Passeriformes; Passerellidae
Source: RefSeq, a predicted model, not a curated record
AUGGCUCCUGGCCCAGGACAGUUAAUCCCAGCAGCUGGAGGGCUGCAGCCCUUGGCACCCUCUGCAGCUGCGCCUGGGGGCGGCACAAGCNAGCCGGGGCAGCAGCUGAGCCUGCAGGAGCGGCUGAGGCUGAGGGAGGAGAAGAAGAAACAGGCGGCUCUGAUGAAGGCUCUGGAGACGCCCGAGGAGAAGCGGGCACGGAGGUUGGCCAAGAAGGAGGCCAAGGAGAGAAAGAAGAGGGAGAAGAUGGGCUGGGGUGAAGAGUACAUGGGCUACACCAACACCGACAAUCCCUUCGGGGACAACAACCUGCUGGGCACGUUCAUCUGGAGCAAGGCACUGGAAAAGAAAGGGAUCAGCCAUCUGGAUGAGAAGGACCUGAAGGAGAGGAACAAGCGAAUCCAGGAGGACAAUCGCCUGGAGCUGCAGAAGGUGAAGCAGCUGCGCCUGGAGCGGGAGCGGGAAAAAGCCAUGCGGGAGCAGGAGCUGGAGAUGCUGCAGCGGGAGAAGGAGGCAGAGCACUUCAAAACCUGGGAAGAACAGGAGGACAACUUCCACUUGCAGCAGGCCAAGCUGCGGUCUAAGAUCCGGAUUCGGGAUGGGAGGGCGAAACCCAUCGAUCUCCUGGCCAAGUACAUCAGCGCAGAGGAUGAUGACCUGGCUGUGGAGAUGCACGAGCCCUACACCUUCCUCAAUGGCUUGACUGUCUCUGACAUGGAGGACCUGGUGGAGGACAUCCAGGUGUACAUGGAGCUGGAGCAAGGAAAGAACGUGGACUUUUGGAGAGACAUGACCAUUAUCACAGAGGACGAGAUAGCCAAGCUCCGCAAGCUGGAGGCCUCUGGGAAAGGAGGACCAGGGGAGCGUCGGGAUGGUGUCAACGCCUCGGUCAGCUCAGAUGUGCAGUCCGUGUUCAAGGGGAAGACGUACAACCAGCUGCAAGCUCUGUACCAGGGCAUCGAGAGCAAGAUCCGGGCGGGAGGGCCCAACCUGGACAUCGGGUACUGGGAGAGCCUCCUGCAGCAGCUGAAGGCUUACAUGGCUCGGGCCAGGUUGCGGGAGCGGCACCAGGACGUGCUGCGUCAGAAGCUGUACAAGCUGAAGCAGGAGCAGGGUGUGGAGAGCGAACCACUCUUCCCCAUCAUCAAGCGGGAGCCAGCUUCCCCCAGUGACAGGCUGGAUCCCGAGGAGAGCCUGGAGGCACAGCCAGGGCCAUCCUCAGAGGCAGAGGCAGAGCAGGACACAGAGGCCAAGGGAGAGGCAGAGGGGGAGGCCGUGCUGAUGGAGGAGGAUCUGAUCCAGCAGAGCCUGGAUGAUUACGAUGCGGGCAAGUACAGCCCCCGGCUGCUGGGCCCCAACGAGCUGCCCUUCGACGCCCAUGUGCUGGAGGCUGAGGAGGACACGCACCGGCUGCUGCUCCUGCGCCAGCAGCUCCAGGUGACAGGUGAUGCCUCCGAGAGCACCGACGACAUCUUCUUCCGCAAGGCCAAGGAGGGCAUGGGCGCGGACGAGGCGCAGUUCAGCGUGGAGAUGCCGCUGACGGGCAAGGCCUACCUGUGGGCUGACAAGUACCGGCCCCGCAAGCCCCGCUUCUUCAACCGCGUGCACACGGGCUUCGAGUGGAACAAGUACAACCAGACCCACUACGACUUCGACAACCCCCCCCCCAAGAUCGUGCAGGGCUAUAAAUUCAACAUCUUCUACCCUGACCUCAUUGACAAGCGCUCGACGCCCGAGUACUUCCUGGAGGCCUGCCAGGACAACAAGGACUUCGCCAUCCUGCGCUUCCAUGCGGGGCCGCCCUACGAGGACAUCGCCUUCAAGAUCGUCAACAGGGAGUGGGAGUAUUCCCACCGCCACGGCUUCCGCUGCCAGUUUGCCAACGGCAUCUUCCAGCUCUGGUUCCAUUUCAAGCGGUACCGGUACCGCCGGUGAGGCUCGGUGCCCUCGGACACCCAGCAGGGCUGGGCAGGGGCUCUCACCCCACGGCACAGACACUGCUCCGUGCGUGGCCCAAGGCCUGGCCCAGCGCUGGGUGCAUUCCUGAGGCUUUUCUCUGUCCUUGCAUUUAUCAUGAAGAACACUGAGACUUUGGUAUAAAUAAAAUAAGGGUUGUUUUAGCCAUGA